AGCCCGCAGUCUCCCAGCAUCAGCACCAGCAGAGACGUCUCUCUCUCUCUCUCUCUCUCUCUCCAUCCUCCUCCGAUCCGCUCUGCUCGCCUCCUCCUUCUCCGUUCACUGCGGAACACAUCGGCCCGUUUCUCCUCACAAUCCCUCCCAGCUCGCCAUGGACAACUCCGGCAAAGAGAAGGAGGCCAUGCAGCUGAUGGCUGAAGCCGACAAAAAGGUCAAGGCGUCCGGAUCCUUCCUCGGGGGGAUGUUCGGGGGAAACCAUAAGGUGGAGGAUGCCUGUGAAAUAUACGCCAGAGCAGCCAACAUGUUUAAGAUGGCAAAGAACUGGAGUGCUGCGGGGAAUGCAUUCUGUCAGGCUGCCGGGCUCCACAUGCAGCUGCAGAACAAACUGGACUCAGCCACCAGCUUCGUCGACGCAGGCAACGCUUACAAGAAGGCCGACCCGCAAGAGGCCAUCAACUGUCUAAAUCAGGCCAUCGACAUCUACACCGACAUGGGUCGGUUUACCAUCGCAGCCAAACAUCACAUCACUAUAGCAGAGAUUUACGAGGCUGAGCUGGUUGAUAUUGAGAAGGCCAUUGCUCACUAUGAGCAGGCUGCAGACUACUACAAGGGAGAAGAAUCUAACAGCUCUGCCAACAAAUGCCUCCUGAAGGUGGGACACUACAGCGCUCAGCUGGAGCAGUACCCGAAAGCUAUCGAAAUCUAUGAGCAGGUUGCCAUGAGCACCAUGGACAAUCCUCUGUUGAAGUACAACGCCAAAGAGUAUUUCUUCAAGGCGUCACUGUGUCACUUCAUAGUGGACGAGCUGAACGCCAAGUUGGCCAUAGAGAAGUAUGAGGAGAUGUUUCCAGCCUUCUCAGACUCUAGAGAGCUCAAACUCUUAAAGAAACUGCUCGACGCCCACGAGGAGCAGAACAGCGAGGCGUUCACGGAGGCCGUCAAGGACUUCGACUCUGUGUCUCGUCUGGACCAGUGGUUGACCACCAUGCUGCUCCGCAUCAAGAAGACCAUCCAGGGAGACGCUGGGGACCUGAAAUAGAUGAGUUUAGAGAUGGGGGAGAAAAAGGGUGGGGCGGGGGGGGAGACAAGGAAGAUCAGGGGAGAGGAGUUAUAAUUAAAUGAAAGGAAGGGAGAAGUGUUAAGAUGUGUUCUGGUGUAAGAAAGGUAAAAAAAGAGAGACAGACAGAUGAAAGGGGGGAGGGAGGGUGGGACUGAGGGAGUUUACAGUUGUACAUAUCUGCAUGUGACCCCCACCUAGCUAAGCUUCACCUUUACACACCACCUUUAGAUAAUCCCGUGUCCCUGGUCCUUCAGUAUUGUUCCUGUAACACUGGACCCAAUUGUACUUAAAGAGAAAUAAAUAAGUGUGUGUGUGUGUGUGAGAGUGUGUGAGUGAGAGUGUGUGUGUGAGUGCGUAAACUAAAUGAUACACUAUUUGAUGGGAAAGAGUGCUGCUCAUAUUAGAUUUAAGGAUAUAUGUUAUUUAAAAAAGGGAUAACAAUCUUAUUUAUGAGAUUACUAAUAAUUAUAUUUAUUGUCGAUACUAAAAAAAGAUUAUUUAUGUUUAUUAUGGUACUCAGUGUUACGAUUUGUCUUAAUAUUUUAGGUAUUAGCUCCUCUCCUCGCGUCUUUUAUCCUCCUUCACUUCCUCUACUCUUCUGUUCCUCCUCCUUCGUCUCCCCUCCUCCUCUCCUCACCCCUACAUCCCCCCCCUCAUGGUCAGUGAUAUAUCACUCAUUGUGAUUGGUUGGUUCUUUGUGUUCUGGCCAGCGAUUGGUCAGUGCAGUUAGCCACCCCCCGUCACUGCCUCGUUUGUGCAUGUCUGUUGUCAUGUUGAUGUAAGCGUUCCCCGUGUUGUGCUAACGUGUGAAGAACAUACAUGUAGCCUGGUAUCAUUUGUGUGAAAUCAGUAAUUAUGUACCGCAGAAACCGUGUUGAAAUAAAAACAUCAUCGCUCCAGA
Anarrhichthys ocellatus (wolf-eel) is the source of this 1967-nucleotide messenger RNA. It is a transcript of the gene napba, whose product is annotated as N-ethylmaleimide-sensitive factor attachment protein, beta a. Gene Ontology annotation, molecular function: syntaxin binding; soluble NSF attachment protein activity. Lineage: Eukaryota; Metazoa; Chordata; Actinopteri; Perciformes; Anarhichadidae. The record is from RefSeq and is a predicted model, not a curated record. Bases 158 to 1045 code for a protein of 295 amino acids. Gene Ontology annotation, biological process: intracellular protein transport; regulation of synaptic vesicle priming; SNARE complex disassembly. The transcript is spliced from 10 exons. Gene Ontology annotation, cellular component: terminal bouton; synaptobrevin 2-SNAP-25-syntaxin-1a complex; vacuolar membrane.